AUGGCAGCUCCUCCACCUCCACCCCCUCCAGAGAAACAUCUGUCAAAAAUUUCCCCUAUCGUCAAGAAGCUAAGGAGUGUUACGCCAACAGUAUACCAGCCACCAAAGCCCUCGAUCGAACUGUCCCCCGCUCCAACCGGCCCAUAUUUCUUCUACGGCACACUAACCGACUCCUCUAUGGUUUCCGAAAUCCUCAACCUUGAUACGGAGCCUAUCCUUCGGCCUGCAACGAUUGUCGGCUACAAAUGUAAAAUGUGGGGCCAAUAUCCAGCCUUAUUGCCUACCAUCACCGACACAGUGGUAGAGGGAUCGGUGUAUCUCGUCCGUGGUCGAGAGGACGGCAGGAAAUUAGCUGACUAUGAAACGAGCAAUUAUCAUCCUGUACCCUGUCGGAUCUUGUAUACAGAUGGAAGAGAGCCCGCGCAGGACUGGGGUCACACAUUUCAAUUCGUUGGCAAUGCCGAUGAUUUGAGCGAGGGAGAGUUUGAUCUGCAGGUGUGGUUGAGACGAAUGGGGAGACAAGCUGCACUGGAGCGCCUGGAUGCUCGAAAGCAUCUGAAGUGA
Aspergillus tanneri is the source of this 564-nucleotide messenger RNA. RefSeq names its product gamma-glutamylcyclotransferase family protein. The transcript has a single exon. NCBI's taxonomy places the organism in Eukaryota, Fungi, Ascomycota, Eurotiomycetes, Eurotiales, Aspergillaceae. The record is from RefSeq and is a predicted model, not a curated record. The coding region runs from base 1 to 564 and encodes 187 amino acids.